Molecule: messenger RNA, 3172 nt
Organism: Ziziphus jujuba (common jujube)
Lineage: Eukaryota; Viridiplantae; Streptophyta; Magnoliopsida; Rosales; Rhamnaceae
Product: histone-lysine N-methyltransferase family member SUVH9
Exons: 3
Coding region: 233-2410 (725 amino acids)
Cellular component (GO): nucleus
Molecular function (GO): zinc ion binding; histone methyltransferase activity; protein binding
Source: RefSeq, a predicted model, not a curated record
CAAACAAAAGGCAGCCAAAAAAAAAAAAAACUCAGCUCUGUUGCUUACUCUCUCUCUCUCUCUUCCCUCCUCUCUCUUCCAAUUGUUCUACAAAAAUCCACCAUGAAAGCACCUUCAAACCUCUUAUCUCUUUGCAAAAUCCUAGGAUACACUCUUUAACCCAAUCUUACUGCUGUAUGGUUUUUUCUCUAAGAAUCAAGCUUCUUUUUGGGUAAAAAGAAAAAAUUGUGAAAUGGGUUCUCUGGUCCCAUUUCAGGAUCUUAAUCUCCUUCCUGAAUCAUCUAUGGCCGCCACUACCACUACCACUACCAAUACCACCACUACCACCACCACUUCAACCCCACAAACCAUAACCUUGAAAAUCCCCAAAAUCGAACCAAAGACUGAGCUUUUGGACGAAUUCUACGCGACCCACCAAACCCACCAAGAACCCCAAACAUUGUUCCCAACUCCUUCACCGAGCGCUUUGACGAAUACCCAGUUCACUGUUUACUCGGAGAAGGAGAGCCGUACCACCCCUGACACCUCCCAAGCCUCCUCCGCCAUUUCCUCCGACCAAGACAAUGUCUAUUCCGAAUUCUACCGGAUUUCGGAGCUUUUCAGGUCCGCUUUCGCCAAGAGGUUUCAGGGCUAUGGCGGCCAAGAUGUCGAAGUUGUGGACCCGGAUACGCGAGCAAUCGUACCUGUUCCGGAGGAGAACAGCAACAUAAGCAGCAACAACAACAACAACAACAACAAUGACAACAACAACAACAACAACAACAACAACAACAACGACAACAACAACAACAGCAACCAGGGGGUGUCUACAACAAUGGUGGUUCCGAAGAGAAGGAUCCAGCCUCGCUCCUCGGAGCUUGUCCGGGUCAGCGAUCUCACAGUGGCGGACCAAAGGUGUUUCCGAGACGUGGUGAGGAGGACGAGGAUGAUAUACGAUUCCCUGAGGAUUUUCAUGGUGCUCCAGGACGAGAAAACGCAUGGUCCUGGUUUUGGGAAGCGAAUGCGAGGCGAUUUGAGAGCUUCAUCGAUAAUGAGGGACCGUGGGCUUUGGCUUAACCGUGAUAAGAGGAUUGUGGGUUCCAUUCCUGGUGUUUAUAUUGGCGAUUUGUUCUUCUUCCGUAUGGAAUUGUGCGUUGUGGGAUUGCAUGGUCAGGCACAAGCUGGUAUAGACUAUGUUCCUGCGAGCCAGAGCUCCAAUGGAGAGCCAAUUGCAACCAGUGUCAUUGUCUCUGGUGGGUAUGAGGACGAUGAAGAUGCUGGGGAUGUGAUAAUUUAUACAGGUCAUGGAGGGCAGGACAAAUUUUCUAGGCAAUGUGUUCAUCAGAAAUUGGAAGGUGGAAAUCUUGCACUUGAAAGGAGUAUGCAUUAUGGGAUUGAAGUGAGGGUCAUCAGAGGGAUCAAAUACCAGGGAAGUAUUACAAGUAAAGUUUAUGUUUAUGAUGGUUUAUAUAGAAUUCUUGAUUGUUGGUUUGAUGUGGGAAAGUCUGGUUUUGGGGUUUAUAAGUAUAAGCUUUCGAGAAUUGAGGGACAAGGUGAAAUGGGUAGCUCCAUUCUUAGGUUUGCUGAGACCCUUAGGACAUCUCCAUUGUCGGUGAGGCCAAGAGGUUAUCUUAGUCUAGAUAUUUCGAUGAAGAAGGAGAAUAUGCCUGUUAUGAUUUUCAAUGACAUCGAUUCUGAUAAGGAACCUAUGUAUUAUGACUAUCUUGUUAGCACUGUCUUCCCACCGUUUGCUUAUCAUCAGUCGGUGAAUGGGACAGGUUGUGACUGCACUUCAACUUGUUCUGAUGAUUGCUUUUGUGCUUUGAAAAAUGGAGGGCAGUUUGCUUAUGAUCAUAAUGCGAUGCUUUUGAGAGGGAAGCCUAUAGUUUUCGAAUGCGGACCCUUCUGCCGAUGUCCACCGCAAUGCCGGAAUCGUGUGUCACAGAAAGGGUCGAGGAAUAGACUGGAAGUGUUUAGGUCCAGGGAAACAGGUUGGGGAGUUAGGUCCUUUGACUUGAUACAUGCUGGUGCCUUUAUAUGUGAGUAUACUGGGGUUGUUCUCACAAGGGAGCAAGCUCAAAUUGUUUCGAUGAAUGGUGAUAACUUGAUCUAUCCACAUAGGUUUUCUGAUAGAUGGGCAGAAUGGGGGGAUUUAUCUCAAAUAUACUCUGAUUAUGUUCGUCCCUCCUAUCCCUCAAUUCCUCCAUUGGAUUUUGCAAUAGAUGUAUCAAAGAUGAGGAAUGUUGCCUGUUAUAUUAGCCACAGCUCAGCUCCUAAUGUUAUGGUGCAGUAUGUGUUAUAUGAUCACAACAAUUUGAUGUUCCCUCACCUUAUGCUGUUUGCAAUGGAGAAUAUCCCUCCUCUGAGGGAGCUUAGCCUUGACUAUGGGGUGGCUGAUGAAUGGACAGCUAAACUUUCUAUCUGUAACUGAAGAAUUUUGAAGGCGUGAUGCAUUUUUGAUUGGUGCAGAAUUAUGGAGAGAUGAUGCACUCGGAUUGAGAUCAAACUAUAUGUAUGAAGAGUUUUGACCGGGCUUUCCGGAGUUUUUGCUCUAGUCUACUUUUUGUUGGAAACAUAUUACACCUUGAAAUGUGAACUCUUCUAUCAAAAUUAUCGCCUUGCGUACAGUCAGAGGUUAUAUCUAUCUUAUUGGCUCAAAGGACUGCCCAAGCAGUGAAGAAGAAAAAUGGAAAAGGAAUGACUUUGACUAAGAAUGUGUUCAUAGGGUUCGUUUUGAUGCAUUUCUCUGACAAUUUUAGAUGGUAUAAACUGUUUAUGGACUGUCAGGAGACUGCAUAUGAACAUCCAAUUCCAAGGAGACUGGUCUUCAUGAGCCUUUCUAAGCAUGAUUUCAGGUAAUCAAGAAGCAAGGCUCUUCAUCUUUGCCGAAUACACCAAUGCACCCCCAUAACAGAGUGCUUAUAGUUGCUUAAAGGUAUCCUCUUGAAGUGAAUCCUUUUGUGAUGGAACACUAAUCGGAAAAACGAUAAAAUUGGCAGAAUUCAGUUGAUUUGUUUUGUUUUUUGUUUUUUGGUUGGUAUUGUUUUAACAAAGAAAUGUAGAAACUCUCAUUUUUGGUGAAUAGAAAUGUAUAAACUCUGACUAUCACAAAGCGACGUGACAGAUUUUGAAAUGAUUUAUUGAUGAAGAAAUUGAAAUGCUCACAGCAGCGGCAGCUGUUUUGUUUUCUGAA